Drosophila mauritiana is the source of this 1287-nucleotide messenger RNA. It is a transcript of the gene TBC1d7, whose product is annotated as TBC1 domain family member 7. The transcript has 4 exons. The coding region runs from base 45 to 962 and encodes 305 amino acids. The record is from RefSeq and is a predicted model, not a curated record. Lineage: Eukaryota; Metazoa; Arthropoda; Insecta; Diptera; Drosophilidae. Gene Ontology annotation, biological process: activation of GTPase activity; negative regulation of TOR signaling. Gene Ontology annotation, molecular function: GTPase activator activity.
GGUUUGCCAUCCCUAUUGUUUGGAUAAUAAACGCAAAAAUUACCAUGAAUACUGACGAGCGAAACUUCAGGUCCAUCUACUAUGAAAAAUGCCAAAUAAACAGCGUCGAGGAACAAAAGUCGCUGAACAAACUACUACAGGAUGACAUCCGCAACCUGAGCAAGCUGAAGCAGUUCUGCAUGAACUACACAGUGCCGAACAACAAUAGGAGCUAUCUGUGGGCCCUGGUCAUGGGUAUUCUUCCGCUCCACAAAGCGUCCACGGCGUACGUACGCGACCAGAGACGCGAAAUGUACGAGGAUCUGAGGCGAGCGGUAACCGUGCUCCGGCUUAACGACCAUAAGCAGAAGGAGCCCUUCAUGUGGCUGAUAGACCAUAAGAAGAAGGCGCAGGUCAUGCACACCAUGUGGCUGAUAGAGUCCAAUCGACUGUGGCAUGGCAAUACUAGUACCAGUCUCCAGGCGGACGACAUGCACUUCAUAGAGAUUGUGCGCACGUUGCUGCAAAUAUUUGACGACAACGUGGAAACCUACUGGAUAGCAAAGGGAUUCUACAAGUACACCCGCGAACUGAAGAAGGAGUGCGUCAAGCUGAAGGAGCAAACGCAGAAUAUGCUGAAGCGCGAAGAUUUGUCCUUGCUCAAUCACCUGGAGCUUCUGGGCCUGUUUGAUGGCGACUCAACGCUACUGGAUAACUGGUACAUAACCUGCUUUGCUGGAAUAAUCUGUACAACUCAUUUGGUCAAGAUAUGGGACAAAGUCUGUGGAGGGUCCCGGAAGAUUGUUGUUUUCCUGUUUGUAGAACUAGUUAAAGACAUAAGGUCCUCGAUACUAAAGCAAACAUCUUUAGCAGACGUCAAAAGACUAAUAGAAACGGUAAAGGAUCUCGACGGUGUUAUUAUCGUAAACAAGGCCAUCAAAUCGCUACAAAACAACAGCAGCGAAGUCGAAUACACGCACUAAGUAAAUCUACACUUUUAUAUUGGACAUUUCCAGGGUCACGGGACACUGCAUCCAAUAGGAGAGCAGCUCCUCCGUGUAACCAAUAAGGAAGUACAUUUUUCGCGGGGUGAUCGCCUGCCGAAUAAGGGCCGCAAUCCUAAUAGUGUUGUGCUGCCGCUUGAUGAUGAUCUCGGAGCAGACGAGGGCAUGCCAUGUGCCGGUGACAAAUUUGCGGAUGAACACAUCCUCUAUGGCGGUCUGGGACGGACGCAGGGCAUCCUUUAUUGUUGCUAAGAUAGAGGGGUGCCAUCAAAAUGCUUCCUUAAUAAACUUUUGUCACAACUUA